UCCCAUCCCACCUCCCCCACACUGAACCCUCGCCGGCACUAGCCUGAGUGUGGCGAAUCGAUCGCCGGAGAUUCCAGCUGCGAAAUCGCGCCGUCAUUCGGUGCCGGAUUCGAUUGAGGUAUUCAUCGUCGGUGAAAAGUAUAGGAAAUGUCGGAGGAUGAGAAGCUGCUGAAGGAGGCGAAGAAAUUGCCGUGGGAGGAUCGGCUCGCGCACAAGAAUUGGAAAGUGCGGAACGAUGCGAAUAUCGAUUUGGCGGCCGUUUGCGACGGUAUAACAGAUCCCAAGGACCCGCGCCUUCGUGAAUUCGGUCCGUUUUUCAGGAAGGCGGUGGCUGAUUCCAAUGCACCGGUGCAGGAGAAGGCUCUGGAUGCGCUCAUUGCGUUUUUGAAAGCUGCAGAUGCUGAUGCUGGGAGAUAUGCAAAAGAGGUAUGCGAUGCAAUCGUGACAAAAUGUCUGACUGGAAGACCUAAAACGGUGGAGAAGGCACAGAUAUCAUUUAUGCUUUGGGUGGAGUUGGAGGCUGUCGAAGCUUUCCUGGAUGCUAUGGAGAAAGGCAUUAAAAAUAAAGUGGCCAAAGCUGUUGUACCUGCGAUUGAUGUCAUGUUUCAGGCAUUAAGUGAAUUUGGGUCAAAGAUAAUACCGCCAAAAAGAAUAUUGAAGAUGCUUCCUGAACUUUUUGAUCAUCAAGAUCAGAAUGUUCGUGCUUCUUCGAAAGGGCUGACACUAGAGCUUUGCCGUUGGAUAGGAAAAGAUCCUGUCAAGUCAAUAUUGUUUGAAAAGAUGCGAGAUACAAUGAAAAAAGAGUUGGAGGCUGAGCUUGGUAAUGUCACUGGAAAUGCAAAACCAACCCGCAAAAUCAGGUCUGAGCAGGACAAGGAGCCCGAACCAGAAGCUGUUUCUGAGGCUGUGGGUUCUGUACCCACUGAAGAGAGUGUAGCCGAUGCUCCUCAAGAGAUAGAUGAGUAUGACCUGGUGGAUCCAGUUGAUAUAUUGACGCCUUUGGAGAAGUCUGGAUUUUGGGAAGGGGUGAAAGCUUCAAAAUGGUCUGAGAGGAAAGAGGCCGUUGCUGAACUAACCAAACUUGCAUCCACCAAAAAGAUUGCUCCUGGAGAUUUUUCAGAAGUAUGUCGAACAUUAAAGAAGCUUAUCACAGAUGUAAACAUUGCUGUUGCAGUUGAAGCAAUUCAAGCACUGGGAAACCUUGCUAGGGGUCUGAGAACCCAUUUUUCGGCCAGUUGUCGCUUCUUAUUGCCUGUACUACUGGAGAAAUUGAAAGAGAAGAAGCCUACUUCAACCGAGGCCCUUACCCAAACUCUUCAGGCAAUGCACAAGUCCGGAUGCUUGAGUCUGACUGACACUGUUGAAGAUGUGAAGGUAGCAGUGAAAAACAAAGUUCCUCUUGUAAGGUCGUUGACGUUGAGCUGGGUUACAUUCUGUAUUGAAACCAGUAACAAAGCGGUCAUACUUAAAGUUCACAAGGAAUAUGUUCCCAUAUGCAUGGAGUCCCUUAAUGAUGGAACACCUGAUGUGAGGGAUGCAGCUUUCUCAGCUUUGGCAGCUAUUGCCAAGAUGGUUGGUAUGAGACCUUUGGAGAAGUCUCUAGAAAAGCUGGAUGACGUCAGACAAAAGAAGUUAUCUGAAAUGAUUGGGGGGUCGACAGGGGAUCCUUCUACUCUUCCAAACUCAGGUGUGGCUCAAUCUUCUGGUGGAGUUGUGACCACAGGGGCCUCUGAUUCAUCAUUUGUUAAAAGAUCAGCAGCUAGCAUGCUUAGUGGAAAGAAGCCUAUUGCCGCAGCUCCAGCUGCCACUAAGAAAGCGGCAUCUGGAAAAUCUAGUACCAACAAAAAGAGUGAUGGAGGACAAACAACAAAAGUUUCUAAGCCUGUGGAGCAUGAAGAUGUUGAGCCGACAGAAAUGAGUUUGGAAGAGAUUGAGAGCAGAUUAGGAUCUCUUAUUCAAGCAGAGACAAUUACUCAACUAAAAAGUGCCGUGUGGAAAGAGCGGCUUGAAGCUAUUGUGUCUUUUAAGGAGCAGGUUGAAUCACAAACAGAUUUGGAUCCAUCUGUUGAAAUGUUGAUCCGUUUACUUUGUGUUAUUCCUGGCUGGAAUGAGAAAAAUGUGCAGGUCCAGCAACAAGUUAUAGAUAUUGUCACUCACAUUGCUGCGACAGCAUCAAAGUUUCCUAAAAAGUGUGUUGUGCUUUGCCUUUCAGGUAUUACUGAAAGAGUAGCUGACAUAAAGACUCGUGCUCAAGCCAUGAAGUGUCUUUCCACUUUUUGUGAAGCUGUGGGUCCUGGUUUUAUUUUUGAGAGGAUGUAUAAAAUUAUGAAGGAGCACAAGAAUCCAAAGGUUCUUAGUGAAGGCCUGUUGUGGAUGGUUUCCGCAGUGGAUGACUUUGGUACUUCUCAUAUUAAGUUGAAGGAUUUAAUUGACUUCUGCAAGGAUGUUGGAUUACAAUCUAGUGCAGCUGCAACUAGAAAUGCUACAGUUAAACUGAUCGGUGUCCUUCAUAAGUUUGUUGGUCCAGAUAUAAAGGGAUUUCUGUCUGAUGUGAAACCUGCUCUACUAAGUACUCUUGAUGCCGAGUAUGAAAAAAACCCGCAUGAGGCAUCUGCAGUUCCAAAGAAGGUUGUUAAAGUAACUGAUUCUACAUCAUCUGCGGUGACUGGUGGCAUGGAUGGUCUUCCACGUGAAGAUAUCAGUGAAAAGAUCACCCCCACUUUGUUAAAAGGCUUAGAGAGUUCUGAUUGGAAGAUCCGCUUGGAAUCUAUUGAAAGCAUAACCAAAAUUCUGGAAGAGGCGAACAAACGUAUUCUGCCUGCUGGAACUGGAGAUUUAUUUGGAGCUCUAAAAGGGCGUCUACAUGACAGUAACAAAAAUUUGAUUAUUGCCACUUUGUCCACUAUUGGUGCUCUUGCGACUGCGAUGGGACAGCCAGUUGAGAAGUCAAGCAAGGGCAUUCUUUCAGAUGUCUUGAAGUGUCUUGGCGACAACAAAAAGCUUAUGCGUGAGUGUACAUUGAGUACCUUAGAUGCUUGGCUUGGUGCUGCUCAUCUUGAUAAGAUGCUUCCAUAUGUUACAGCUGUUCUCACAGACGCUAAAGUAGGCGCAGAAGGGCGCAAGGAUCUUUUUGAUUGGCUAUCAAGACAACUUACUGGAUUGGCUGAAUUUCCCGAUGCAAUACAGCUGCUCAAACCCACUGCGUCUGCUAUGACGGAUAAAUCAGCAGAUGUUCGUAAAGCUGCUGAAGCAUGCUUUAAUGAAAUAUUGAGGGUUUGUGGUCAAGAAACGGUUUCCAAAAAUUUGAGAGACAUACAAGGUUCUGCUUUAGCUAUAAUUAGCGAGCGACUGAAGCCAUAUGGAGCUUUUCAAGAUAAUUAUGACUCUGGUAGAUCUGUUUCAUCAAGCAUGACAUCCAAAAGCAGCCUAAAGACAGCAAAGCCAAAUGGUCAUGGCGACCGUGCAUCUCGGCAUGGCAGCAGAAAUGCACCUUCAAGAGCUGUUCCUAGCAAGGGAUCCAGGCAAGAAUCCAUCUUGUCUGUUCAAGACAUCAACAUUCAGUCACAAGCUCUGAUUAGUCUGAAGGAUUCAAACAAGGAUGAGAGAGAGAGAAUUAUUGUUCGCAGAUUCAAAUUCGAAGAAUUACGUAUUGAGCAAAUUCAAGAUCUUGAGAAUGAUGUCAUGAAAUACUUCCGAGAGGAUCUGCAUCGGAGGCUCUUAAGUGCUGACUUCAAAAAGCAAGUUGAUGGCAUCGAGAUGUUGCAAAAGGCUCUUCCAUCCAUGGGAAGAGAGGUGAUUGAAGUAUUAGAUAUCCUCUUGAAGUGGUUUGUGUUGAGGUUUUGUGAAUCCAAUACAUCAUGCUUACUAAAGGUACUUGAAUUUCUUCCGGAGCUUCUGGAUCUGUUGAGAAAUGAGGGCUACACUAUGACCGAAGCAGAGGCAACCAUCUUUCUCCCUUGCUUGGUUGAGAAGUCUGGGCAUAACAUUGAAAAAGUUCGAGAAAAAAUGCGGGAACUGAUGAAGCAAGUCAUCCAAACAUAUUCUGCUGCAAAGACUUUUCCUUAUAUUUUAGAGGGUUUGCGUUCUAGGAACAACAGAACAAGGAUCGAGUCUGCUGACCAUGUUGGAUUCUUAUUAGAUAACUAUGGAGCUGAGAUAAGUAGCCAGUUAAAAUCCUUGCAAAUUGUCGCAAGUUUAACUGCUGAACGAGAUGGUGAUACCCGCAAAGCUGCAUUAAAUACUUUGGCUAUAGGCUAUAAGAUUCUUGGUGAUGAUAUUUGGAGAUAUGUUGGAAAGCUUACUGAGGCACAAAGAAGUAUGUUGGAUGAUAGAUUUAAAUGGAAGGCACGAGAGAUGGAGAAGAGGAAGGAAGGCAGGCCAGGAGAAGCUAGAGCUGCCCUAAGACGCUCAGUGCGAGAAAAUGUGUCUGAUCCAGCUGAGCAAAGUGGGGACUUAUCAAGAUCCAUGGGCAUCCCAACUUUCAAUCGGGAGAACUAUGGCCUUCCUGAAAUCCACACAGAUAGACUGCCAAUGCCGCGGGCUUAUUCUGGUGUUGGCAUCACAGACUGGAAUGAAGCUUUGGAAAUCAUAGAAUAUGGUUCUCCUGAACAGGCUGUUGAAGGGAUGAAAGUUGUGUGCCAUGAAUUGGCACAAGCAACUGCUGACCCCGAGGGGAGCACAAUGGAUGAUAUAGUUAAAGAUGCUGAUAGACUUGUUUCAUGCCUGGCGAAUAAGGUUGCGAAGACUUUUGACUUCAGCCUCACUGGUGCCUCUUCAAGAUCUUGUAAAUAUGUCCUGAAUACUCUGAUGCAGACUUUUCAGAACAAGAGGCUUGCUUAUGCAGUUAAGGAGAGUACUCUUGAUAGUCUCAUCACGGAACUUUUGCUAUGGCUUUUGGAUGAUAGGGUUCCACAGAUGGAUGAUGGAAGUCAACUUUUGAGAGCUUUGAAUGUUCUGAUGUUAAAGAUUCUGGAUAACGCAGAGCGUACUUCAUCAUUUGCUGUGCUUAUAAAUCUUUUAAGACCUCUGGAUCCAUCAAGAUGGCCAUCUCCAGCAUCGAAUGAGUCUCUUGCAAUCAGAAACCAGAAGUUCUCCGAUUUGGUUGUUAAAUGUUUGAUAAAGCUUACAAAGGUUUUGCAAAAUACCAUAUAUGAUGUAGAUCUUGAUCGUAUCCUACAGAGUAUCCAUGUAUAUCUGCAAGAACUAGGAAUGGAUGAAAUACGUAAGAGAGCUGGAGCUGAUGACAAACCACUUCGAAUGGUUAAAACUGUUCUCCACGAGCUUGUUAAACUGCGUGGCACAGCCAUCAAAGGUCAUCUUUCCAUGGUGCCAAUUGACAUGCAACCCCAACCUAUCAUUCUUGCCUACAUUGAUCUAAAUCUACAGACACUCGCAGCUGCUAGAAUGCUGACGCCAUCUGGGUCUGUUGGGCAAACUCACUGGAGUGACUCAACUGCCAACAAUGCUGCACCGGCUACACACUCUGCAGAUGCUCAGCUGAAGCAAGAACUUGCUGCAAUAUUUAAGAAAAUUGGCGACAAGCAGACUUGCUCCAUUGGUCUGUACGAGCUUUAUCGCAUAACACAAUUGUAUCCUCAGGUUGAUAUUUUCGCUCAGUUGCAAAAUGCUAGUGAGGCAUUUCGAACAUACAUUAGAGAUGGUUUGGCUCAGAUGGAGAAGAAUGCAGCUGAAGGAAGGACUCCUUCAAGCGUACCUCUGUCCACUCCUCCACCAGCAACGCUCAAUCUUUCUCCAAGAUAUGGCGCUGUGCCUCCUGUGAAUGCAGACCCGUUAAAUAACUCGAGAAACAUGAAUGCAAGUGGUGAACCCCCAAAUUUUUCACUACCGCCAUCUUUUGCUGAAGACGAUCAUCGGCUUGUCAAUGCCCAGAAAGCAUCAUACGAUCCAUCUGGGUUGCAACAGAACUUUGACGAGCCCAGAAACGACAGAAUGCCAAUUGGUGUAUCAAAUGGAACCCUAGACGCGAUCAGGGAAAGGAUGAAGAGCAUCCAGUUAGCAGCUGGCGGAGUGAAUCCAGAAUCAAGAAGCCGGCCUUUGGUGCAAGUAAACGGGAACGUUAGUGAAGGGCAUGGUACUAUGCAGGGCGGGAUACUACCUAUGGACGAGAAAGCGCUAUCCGGGCUUCAGGCCCGGAUGGAAAGGUUAAAGAGCGGCUCAUUCGAUUCUAUGUAGGUAGAGAGAGUAUUCUUUCGUUAUUGCGGUGAAGUAUCCCUCGGGAUGGGAUAUGCUCAUUUUGUAAAUGGAGAGUGUGUAAGUAACUACUAUACUACAUUUUCCUAGUAUUAUUAUUAUUACUACUAUUAUAAUUGUGCACAUUUUGAGGCUGCAGUAGCUCAGCGCAACCUCAUGUAAUUUUUGUUUCUAAUUCAAGAAAUCGAGAGAACAUAACCCUAGUGUUGCAACUCGUGCUAGUCCUAUGAAACUGAUGAUUUUAAGUGAAGUGAUGUUUCUUAUUUUUCUUCUA
Salvia hispanica is the source of this 6484-nucleotide messenger RNA. The record is from RefSeq and is a predicted model, not a curated record. NCBI's taxonomy places the organism in Eukaryota, Viridiplantae, Streptophyta, Magnoliopsida, Lamiales, Lamiaceae.